This is a messenger RNA of Syzygium oleosum, 599 nucleotides long. RefSeq names its product umecyanin-like. The transcript is spliced from 2 exons. Lineage: Eukaryota; Viridiplantae; Streptophyta; Magnoliopsida; Myrtales; Myrtaceae. The record is from RefSeq and is a predicted model, not a curated record. Gene Ontology annotation, molecular function: electron transfer activity. Gene Ontology annotation, cellular component: plasma membrane. The coding region runs from base 81 to 599 and encodes 172 amino acids.
CACGCUUCCGACCGCAUCCUUGGUUUGCAAGAGCAACGACAGGUUUUAGGCGGGGCGACCUGAGAUAUACGCACAGCUUCAUGGCCAAGGCGAGAGCGCCGACCAGCUCGGCGGGCCGGGUUCUCGCGGUGAUGGCGGUGGUACUAUGCAUGAUGCUGAGGAGUGUGGAGGCGGCGACGUACAUAGUGGGAGAUGCCACGGGCUGGAGCAAUGCGGUGAACGGGGCCUCCUUCUACUCUACCUGGGCGAGCAGCAAGACCUUCCAGGUCGAUGACGUUUUAGUCUUCAACUUCAUCUCUGGCAAGCACGACGUCUCCGUCGUCUCGAAGUCGGACUUCACAAGCUGCAACACUAGUUCUGCAAUCACUUUCCACACUACUCCGCCGGUGAACUUCACCCUCACCACCACCGGGGCCCUCUACUUCACAUGCACCCACGACUCUCAUUGUUCACAGGGCCAAAAGCUGUCUGUCAUGGUCGGCACGGCUUCCGGCCCUCCCGGCACCAGUACUCCGUCCAAUUCCGGCACGGAUUUUGUGUAUGCCUCAUGCCGUUUCAUGUUCACUUCUAUGGCCAUUUAUUUUAUUACGAUGUGGUAG